GCCUUGGAUCACAGUCAGGGAACAGAGAUGGUGUAAUAUAAAGGCAACCUACAGCAUCAGCAUCAACCUCACACCCAGGCACCGAGGGUCCAGAUAUACAGCACUUUCUUCUCCUCCUGAUUCAUCCACUGACUCAACAUGUUGGUGAAAGUGACAGCGCUGGCACUUGUCUUGUGUGCAAUCACAGGAUCUCAGGCUGAAGUCAGCACUGAUCAGGUGGUUGACGCCUUCUGGAAUUACUUCAGCCAGCUGACCAGCGGCACUAAGGACACCGUGGAGCAGAUUCAGCAGUCUGACAUCAGCAAGCAGCUAAAUUCUCUAAUUGAGGAAAACCUGAAGAGCGUAAACCUUUUUGCAGGAGAACUGCAGCAACAGUUGAUUCCCUUUGCUCAGCAGAUUCAAAAGCAACUGACACAGGACUCAGACAAGCUGAGAGAACAGAUCAGGCAGGAGCUGGAGCAGCUGAGGGUCAAGCUGUCCCCAUACACAGAUGAGGUGCACAAGCAGCUGAGCAGAAAUGUAGAGGAGCUUCAGAUAAAAGUGGCUCCAUAUGCAGAGGAGCUUCGCACCCAACUGGACAAAAACAUUCUGGCGGUCAGCCAGCAGCUUAAGUCUGUAACUAAGGACCUGGAAGCCAACAUCCGAGAGAAUGCAGACCAAAUACAGAUGUCACUGGUUCCAUACUAUCAAGCACUGGGGGUCGCAAUAGACAACAAUGUGGAGCAGCUGAGGAAGCAGUUGAAACCCAUUACUGAUAAAAUGAAAGAUGACAUAGAUCAACAGUUACAAGAGCUCUCUAAAAGCCUGGCCCCCUAUGCUGAGGAUAUGCAGGAUGCACUACGCAAACAGAUAAGGAACAUGGACAUCCAGAUGAGGAAGAAGGUAGACCAGAUGGAAAGCCAAAUCCUGGACUUUGCAGUAAAGCUGAAAGGGCAACUCUACCCAUAUGCAGACCAGCUUAGAAGCACGCUCAAUGGAGAUAUAACAGGUGUCAGAGAGAAACUGGAGCCCUACCUGGCCAAGAUGAACCAGCAGAUGGACCAGAAGAUUGCAGAGUUCAAAGACACAAUUGUCCCCUAUGCAGAUGGCCUGAACAAGGAACUUGUGCAGAGAGUGGAGGACAUGAAGAGGGAACUGAGCCAGUAUAUUGUCAGCAUGCAGGAUCAGAUGGAUGUUUUGGAGCAAGAUGUCCGAGACAAGAUCCAAGAUUUCAUCAAUAGGGGAAUUUCCACUGAGAACUGAGUCUUCAUCACACUGACUUAUGCCAGCUGAACAAGUCACUUAAUGUAACUUAUAGCAUGAUAUAUAAAGGAUGCUUGUUAGUGCAUAAGAAAAUAGCAAAUGUUGUUGUGACUUGAUUUCCACUCUUAAGUAGGUUCAAGGAUGGGCAGGUUCGAUUCUCAUCAGUGGUUUGUACUAAGCUUUGACUCCACAGUGAAAUAAAAACUGCUCAUACUACUGUAUCAGUGUUUAUCCAGAAGUUAUUGGACUAUACUGUAGCAGACAAUGGAUCAGAUGUAUUAAGCCUUGAGAAGUGAUAACGCAGUGAUAAAGCAGUGGUGGAUGCAAGGUGAUAAUGCACCAGCCAGUCAGCUCCUGACUGUCAAUUUACAUAUUGGAGCUGAUUGGCUGGUGUGCAGGGCCGGACUGGCCCACAGGGGUACAGGGAAAACCCCCGGUGGGCACUAACCCCCCUCCCCUCUAGGGAAGAGGUUCCUGACUGUGCACUUGAAUUAUACAUUAUGCACAUGUUCUAUUAUAAUGCACAGGACUAUGGUAUAUUUUCUAUCAUGCAUUGCUGUUAUUAAUCUGCUACAAUAUCAUGCAUGCACUAGCAAUAUUGACUGUAUAUAUAUCAAGUUCCCAAGCCCAUGCGGUCUCCAAUGGUUAUAUAAACCAAUGUGGUGGCUUGCCACACCCCUAUGCAUGGGCCCCUACCACUGCAUUCCCCCGGUAGACCCUUCAUACCCCAGUCAGACACUGCUGGUGCAUUAUCACCUUGCACUUAUCACUGAUUUAUCACUUCUCCAGGCUUAAUACAUCUGCCCCAGUAUUCUUAUAAUGAUAUUGGAAAUAGGAUGUCUUGUUGUCAUUUAACCCUAAUACAGCCAAGUACAGUACUGUACAGUAUUGGGGCAUUACUGAAUGGUGUCUGUUCUUCCUCCUGCAGCCUUGGAAAUGUAAAACCUGUGUGUACACUUUUUUGAAUUCUGUUAAUAAAAUGCAAAUUAGCAAUG
Messenger RNA from Pseudophryne corroboree (corroboree frog), 2237 nucleotides. RefSeq names its product apolipoprotein A-IV-like. The coding region runs from base 139 to 1242 and encodes 367 amino acids. NCBI's taxonomy places the organism in Eukaryota, Metazoa, Chordata, Amphibia, Anura, Myobatrachidae. Gene Ontology annotation, molecular function: lipid binding. Gene Ontology annotation, biological process: lipid transport; lipoprotein metabolic process. The record is from RefSeq and is a predicted model, not a curated record. The transcript is spliced from 4 exons. Gene Ontology annotation, cellular component: extracellular region.